AUGGAUAAGCUGCGGUUCUCAACGGGCUCACCCAUCGCACGACGUCGCUUUUGCAAAAAGUGGAGACAGUGUUGGAUGCAUUCUCGACCUAUAUCGCGAUUCAAAAUUCUCGGAAGUGAAAGAACCCAAAGUUCAAGGGUUAAUCAGGUUGUCGCCAAUCAGCCAGAGUUUGCUGCUGCCUUCAAAUGCGCGAUUGGUACUCCGAUGAAUCCUACUAAACGUUGUGCUGUUUGGUAA
Molecule: messenger RNA, 237 nt
Organism: Cooperia oncophora
Lineage: Eukaryota; Metazoa; Nematoda; Chromadorea; Rhabditida; Trichostrongylidae
Source: the annotation of a GenBank genome assembly